UGAUCUACAUAUUGUAUAUUUGUGACAUCACAAAUGGACAGAAAUCCUGACGGCUUGUUCCUGGAUACGAGUAUUUCUUUAUAUGUGUAUUUCUACGUAUAUAUUGAGCGUUUUCAUACUUUCACAGUAUUUAUAUAAAACACUUAAAGCUGCUUUAUAAUAUAAAAGACAUGAAAAUCACACUUUUUAUAAUAUGGGACCUUUAAACAUAGAUUCAUCACUGAUGUCCUAAAGAGCUCAAUGUGUAGACGGCUGAACGGUGUCUGUAGCUGAAGUUAUGCAGGAGGAGUUAAAGGGUUAAACGCUGAGUCAGCAUUCAGCAGCAAUGCCUGCUGGGAAACAGGAGGGUUGAAUCUGCUCUGUAGUUUCCAUGGCAACACAUAAUAAUAAUAAUAAUAAUAAUAAUAGUAAUCCAAUAAUCCAUCAAUAACCCAGUUUGAUCUCAAGUGUUCCUGUUACUGUGUUCACACACACACACACACACACACACACUGAGACAAGCUCACACCCAGUGGAGUGUGUGUGUGACUCAGUGUGUGUGUGGUGGUGGGUGUGGUCUGCAUGUGUGAGCAGGGUGUGUCUAUGUGUGUGUGUGUGUGUGUUGUAGAUGUGUGUAGCAGGGCGUGGCUCCUCAGAGGGUUAAACUGUCUCCUGUUUCUCACCUGGUCACUUUGUGUCUGCAGCUCUCGGAGGAACCUCUCAGAUCCCAGCUGAUCAACAUGGACCUGUCCGACGCUCUCAGCAACCAACAAUCCACCCCCACCUGGCCAGGUGGUCAAGGUAUAGGUGCCUGGCCCAACCAACCCAACCAACUCCCCCAGCCCAGUUGGCCCGGUCAGCCCGGUCAGCCCACCCAGCCCAGUUGGCCCGGUCAGCCCGGUCAGCCCACCCAGCCCAGUUGGCCCGGUCAGCCCGGUCAGCCCGGUCAGCCCAGUUGGCCCGGUCAGCCCGGUCAGCCCACCCAGCCCAGUUGGCCCGGUCAGCCCACCCAGCCCACCCAGCCCAGUCAGCCCAGUUGGCCCGGUCAGCCCACCCAGCCCCCCCAGCCUGCCUGGCCCGGUCAGCCCAGCCAGCCCGGUCAGCCCGGUCAGCCCAGCCAGCCCACCAAGCCCGGCUGGCCCAGUCAGCCCAGCCAGCCCACCCACCCCGGCUGGCCCAGUCCCUCCCCUCAGAGUCUGGUGGUUCCUUACAGUCAGAGGUUGCCCAAUGGAGUUUAUGACAAACUGCUGAUCACCAUCGCUGGAAUCAUCAAACCCAACGCUGACAAGAUCACGGUGGAUCUGUGCACACCUCAAGGCCAGGCCUUCCACUUCAACCCUCGCUUCAAUGAAGGGGGCAGGAAGGUGAUAGUCAGGAACAGCUGCAUCGACACCAAGUGGGGGAGGGAGGAGAGAGAGCUGUCCAACUUCCCCUUCGUCCAGGGACAACCGUUUGAGAUAAAGAUCAUGUGCUCCAGCUCAGAGUAUAAGGUCGCCGUCAACAACAAUCACCUGCUGACGUUCCAACACCGGGUCAGGGACCUGAGAUCCAUCUGCAACCUCAACGUUUGCUACGACCUCACCCUGACCACGGUCAAUAUGGAGACUGUAAACUGAGGCAGAUCACCGGAUCCACAGGAGAUCUGCUGUGGAUCCACCAGAGAUCUGUUGGGGAUCCACAAGAGAUCUACUGUGGAUCCACCAAAGAUCUGUUGGGGAUCCACCAGAGAUCUACUGUGGAUCCACCAGAGAUCUGUUGGUGAUCCACCAGAGAUCUACUGUGGAUCCACCAGAGAUCUGUUGGGGAUCCACCAGAGAUCUACUGUGGAUCCACCAGAGAUCUGUUGGGGAUCCACCAGACAUCUACUGUGGAUCCACCAGAGAUCUACUGUGGAUCCACCAGAGAUCUAUUAGGGAUCCACCAGAGAUCUACUGGGGAUCCACCAGAGAUCUACUGUGGAUCCACCAGAGAUCUACUGGGGAUCCACCAGAGAUCUACUGGGGAUCCACCAGAGAUCUGUUAGGGAUCCACCAGAGAUCUACUGGGGAUCCACCAGAGAUCUAGCGGAGAUUAUCAGUAGAUCCACAAUAGAUCCUCAUGAAUCCAGAUAUAUGUUGACUAGAUGUGUGGAUGCUUCUUGGUAAAGUGAUCAUAACGUGUUCUUCUAUCAGAGGUGGUUCUCAGUGGAUCCUCUUGUUCUAGUUCUUCUAUCAGAGGUGGUUCUCAGUGGAUCCUCUUGUUCUAGUUCUUCCUGUUUGUCUCAUAUGAAUGAAUAAAUAAAGGGUGCAUCUUAA
This is a messenger RNA of Sebastes umbrosus (honeycomb rockfish), 2273 nucleotides long. It is a transcript of the gene lgals3b, whose product is annotated as lectin, galactoside binding soluble 3b. The coding region runs from base 720 to 1595 and encodes 291 amino acids. NCBI's taxonomy places the organism in Eukaryota, Metazoa, Chordata, Actinopteri, Perciformes, Sebastidae. The transcript has 7 exons. Gene Ontology annotation, cellular component: immunological synapse; nucleus. Gene Ontology annotation, molecular function: IgE binding; laminin binding; carbohydrate binding. Gene Ontology annotation, biological process: macrophage chemotaxis; negative regulation of endocytosis; neutrophil chemotaxis. The record is from RefSeq and is a predicted model, not a curated record.